AUGGGGCCCCCGGGCAAUAGGGGAUCAUGGGGCCCCUGUGUCCUUGCCCAAACUUAAAAAAGCCUAUGAAAAAGGUACCAGGGGCAUCUGAUAGCGCCCCCUACUGACCCUGGGCCCCCGGGCAGUGCCCAAGUUUCCAAAUGGUCAGUCCGCCCCUGGUUGGAGUUGAGAUAGCCUUGACUUUGAUGAACAUGCAUAACCUCUUGCCUAUUCUUUCUGUCCAUGAAAUCAUUAGCACGUGUUUUUACCAGCUAGAAGACUCCUGUGCUUACAGGUUUGCUAUAUCAUUUAAGAGAUUUGGGUGCUAUAUUAGUUAUACGUGAAUUUGAU
This is a messenger RNA of Staurois parvus, 330 nucleotides long. The record is from the annotation of a GenBank genome assembly. NCBI's taxonomy places the organism in Eukaryota, Metazoa, Chordata, Amphibia, Anura, Ranidae.